CAUUCUCUUCUUCUUUUUCCUGGAAAAAUUCAUAUUUUCCUACUGAAAAACUCAGAUUUAACUCUCACACUCCCUUUUCUCACUAUCAUCUUCCUUUUCUUUUCUUCAUUCCUUUUGAUCCUUCAAGACAAAAACUGAAAAACCCUUUUCUGUUAUUCCCUCUUCCUCUUCUUGUUCAUCCAAAAGCUGUAACCUUUAACCCAAGCUUCUUCUCUUCCGUCUUUUUACCAACAUGGGUUUCUCUCAUUCUGACCUGGAAUCAGAAUCCAAGAAGUGGGUAAUUGCCGGAAUCACUGUUCGGUCUCUCAAACCCAUCAACACGAAGCGCAUUAAUGGCGGUGACAACAAAGACGACAAUGGUGAAGAACUUUCCACAACACCCACAGCUAAGGAAUCAAGAAUACCCGACAAUUUGUCUUGCCCGCCGGCGCCGCGGAAGUGCAGACCUCAGACCAGAUGUGGUGGUGGCAGUGGCGGUGUCAGAGAGUUCUUCACACCACCUGAUUUGGAGAGUGUGUUCAAGUGCCAUAAAGCCAAAUGAUUCUACUUCAUUCAACUAACAGCCAACAAGGUCUUAGAAGAGAGAGAUUUGGGUAGUGUACUUUUAUUUGGAACUCAAAAUUCAAUUUCUAUAUAUAUGUAUAUGAUAAAGUAAGUGAUUUCAGCUGUUCAUGAUGAGAAAAAAAGAAGAAGCAAUGGUUAGUUUUGCAAACACAUACUUAAAAGUUACGGUGUGUUUGUUUCAUUACUUCACAUACAUGGUUUAUUAUGUAUGUGUUUGUGAGAGUUCAUGAAUGAUUGGAAUUGCCUGCUUUGUUCUAGUGGGGUGAGUUUUUUUGUUCUGAAUGCUUGUAAUUGCUCUUUCUUCUUUUCCUAGGUUGAGAAACAAGAACUUGUGUAUAAAGUUUGAAGGAAAAAGGGAAUGAUAUUUAGAAGUCAGAAA
Vigna umbellata (rice bean) is the source of this 943-nucleotide messenger RNA. Its product is annotated as cyclin-dependent kinase inhibitor SMR3-like protein. Gene Ontology annotation, biological process: regulation of DNA endoreduplication. NCBI's taxonomy places the organism in Eukaryota, Viridiplantae, Streptophyta, Magnoliopsida, Fabales, Fabaceae. The record is from RefSeq and is a predicted model, not a curated record.